Messenger RNA from Blepharisma stoltei, 3050 nucleotides. Lineage: Eukaryota; Ciliophora; Heterotrichea; Heterotrichida; Blepharismidae. The record is from the annotation of a GenBank genome assembly.
AUGUCAAGUUACGAAGGUGCAACUCCAGAUCAGAGAAGAUCGCAAGACUCUGAUAGACCAUUCGCCAUUAACGAACUCUCUUUAAGCAAGAUCGAAAACAAGCUCUCUGCCCAGCAAGGCAGCUCUACCUUAAAUCUUGGUGAUGCUUUUAUUGGAGAUGAAGGAUGUGGAAUAGUUGCGCAAUUUUUGAAAGAUAACUUACUCCCCCCCCCCCUCCCGUGAGCGAACAAAACCAUUAGAAAAAUCGCCAUUUUUUGACCAAAAACCCACCCUCCGUGAGUGAACAAAAAUUUUUUUUAAUAGAAAAAAUUUUAAUGGAAAAAAAUUUUGAUAUAUAAGUGAUAAUUAGUAUAAUGAAAUCUAGAGCUAAUUCUGUUUAAUUUUAAACAAAUUGCGUUUUAAAACAUAAAUUUUGCAAAUUAAAUUAAUAUUUGCUUCCCAAUUUUUGCAAAUUAGGAUUUUUUUAAAUUUCGAAAAAAAAUAUUUUUUAUAAAAUUUUUAUAUAUAAAUUUUUUUUAAAAAAAAAAAUUAACCCCCCUCCGUGAGCGAACAAAAUUUUUUUGUUCGCUCACGGAGGGGGGGGGGGAGUUAGGAGUUCACUUAAUUCUAAUUAACUUACUCCCCCCCCACCGUGAGUGAACAAAAAAUUUUGUUCACUCACGGAGGGGGGUUAAUUUUUUUUUUUAAAAAAAUUUAUAUAUAAAUUUUUCGAAAUUUAAGAAAAUCUUGGUUCGCAAAAAUUGGAAAGCAAAUAUUAAUUUAAUUUGUAAAAUUUAUGUUUUAAAAAGCAAUUCAUUUAAAAUUAAAUAGAAUUAGCUCUAGAUUUCAUUAUACUAAUUAUCAUUUAUAUAUCAAAAUUUUUUUAUAUAAAAAAUUUUUCUAUUAAAAAAAUUUUUGUUCACUCACGGAGGGUUUUUGGCAAAAAAAAGGGAUUUUUCUAAUGGUUUUGUUCACUCACGGAGGGGGGUUAGUAUUUAAAAAGAGUUAAUCCUUCAGCAGGAUGAGCAGGCCGCAGCCCACUCUUUUUAACUAUAAUUUUUUAUAUCCCACUAGAACUACAAGUGGUGAUAUUACAUGGCAUUCCGACAUCACUUCAUUUUCCCGUGUGUAUCAGCAAUCCAAAACAAGUUUCGCCUUCUAGCUAUGAAUUCUCAUGGGGUGGGUCGUCCUCACUCUUUUCAUACUUUAGCUCCUGCACAUGUUCCCCUAAGGGUCACUUUCCUCAGGUGUGCUAAGUGGUAAAAAAACUUCAAGCUUCUUGAAUGCACUUGAAGUUAAAUCGCUAUUGCUGUGCAGAAGUUCUCAAAGGAAACUAGACCCCAUAAAUGGCAUUCCAUGAGGGAGUUCACAAUGUGGAGCUUCGUGGCAACAAUAUCACUGGUGAAGGAUUAAGAGCCAUAGCCUCAGCUCUUCGAGGACAAACCUUUGUACGUAACUUAUCACUUGAGUGGAACAAUCUAGGAAACAAUCUUAAGCCUUUGGCUGAAGCGCUUGCCUAUAAUGAGUCAGUUCAAACUCUAGAUAUACGAAAUAACCGAAUUGGCCCUGAAGGUGCUGGAUAUAUUGCAGAUUUGAUAGAAACCAAUAAAUCGCUUGUGAAAAUUGAUUUAAGAUGGAACGACAUUGGAGCAUCUGGUGCAAGAUCCCUUCUGUCAGCUUUAAGAAAGCCUCAUGCCAUUCAAUCUAUUGAAGUAUCAGGGAAUAAGAUCCCAGAAGACCUUUUACAGCAACUUGAACAAAUUUUGAAAGGCGACCAGUCUCCCAACAAAUCAAGAUAUGGAUCUCCGCGUAGUCUUUCCAAAAGUAUGGAAAGGACAGCUUCGAGGGAUUUUUCUGAUGACAUUCACCUGAAGUUAGAAGCCCAAAUUAUGGCCACUGCAAGAAGUGAAUCAAAAAUCAACGAAUUGGAACUGCUACUUGACCAAGAAGCAAGAAGAAGCAAUGAAAUGAGAAAUGAUCUACUAGGAGAACUAGAAAAUGAAAAAGCAAAGCGAGCUAUGGCUGAAGAAGCAGUCAUGAUUCAAAAAGAAGAAUCGUUUAAGCGUGAAAUGGACGACAGAAGAGUCAUCCAAGAUUUAGAAACCAAAUUAAGCAGGGCUAACAACGAAAAAGGGAUUUUAAACCAAGAGCUAGAAAACCUCCAAGAGCAGUUCCAAAAACUUCAGAACUCUACAAUGGAAAGAUAUAGAGCAUAUGAUGAAAAACUCUCUCAGCAGGAGAGACUUUACAAACAACUCGAAGAAACCAGCAGAAACUCUUUAGAUAGAGCCAAAAAAGAGCAUCUCCAAGAGGUUUUCGAAAUUAAUAGAGAUUUUACAAAUAAGCUUGAAGAUGCUGAAGAAAGCCUUAGGAAUUUGAGAACUGCAAGAGAAGCGUUGGAAAAUGAAAAUAAAACCCUCAGAGGACAAAUCGCACAGCUCAAAUCUAACCAUCAAGAAGCACUCACAGAACAAGAUUUUAAGAUUAGAGAAGAAGAAACUACUAAAUUUAACACGACGCUUAAAGGGCUGGAAACAAGGAUGAGAUCUAUUGAAGAAUCAAGAGAAAAUUUAAAUAAAAGAAACCAAGACUUGCAAAGAGAAAUAAUGCAAAAUGAUAAGCGUGCUUCUGAGCAAAUUUUAGCUUUGGAAACCACAAUUAAUCAAUUGAGAGAAGAAAGAACUGAGCUACAAAGGCAACUCGCAAAAGCAAACGCUACUAUUGAAAGCUUAAGAGGCGAAGUUUAUAUGCUUAAUACCAAUUUAGACAGAUCAAAGACCGAAAAUGAAGAGCUUAACGAAACUCUUAACGAGCGAAAAGAAGCCCAUAUGAAGCAGCUAGAAACUUUGUUACAAGAACAAACCACUGAAAGAAAGCAAAAUGAAAAUACAAAAGAAAACUUGACCAGCCAAAUUCAUGACUUAGAAAUGGACCUAAUGAAGACUUCCAAAGACCGCGACAGAAUUUUGAAUGAAUACAAUUAUCUUUCUGAAAAUCUCAAACAAAAAACGGUCGCUCUUAUACAAGAAACAGUUUUAGCUCACCUAAGAAAGCUGGAAGCUGAGUCUUAA